Molecule: messenger RNA, 2017 nt
Organism: Rosa chinensis
Lineage: Eukaryota; Viridiplantae; Streptophyta; Magnoliopsida; Rosales; Rosaceae
Product: aldehyde oxidase GLOX
Exons: 1
Coding region: 161-1897 (578 amino acids)
Source: RefSeq, a predicted model, not a curated record
CCAGUCUGAGAUGCCUAUCCCAUCCAGCUCAGGUUAAGCAAAAACCCUCGUCAAUUUUCACUCCUCAGUUACUCAUAUAAAUCCAAGCCCUAUCCCCCACCCUUACUCUCACCACUGUCAGAAUCCCAGUCCACCAACAACCACGUACACCAAGAAAACCAUGGCUAUAUUCAAGAACCACGCCGCUCUUCCCACCGUCUUCUUCUACGUCUCCGCCACCCUCUUCUCCCUCUUCAUCGCUUCCCCGGACUCCUACUUCAACGACAUGUCGCCGGUGCCGGCUCCCACCGUGGCACCAUACGACGGCGGGCAGUGGAUUCUUCUCCACAAGAGCAUAGGAGUCUCCGCAAUGCACAUGCAGCUUCUGAAGAACAACAAGGUCAUUCUGUUUGACCGCACCGACAUGGGGCCCUCCAACGCCACGUACCCCCCCGGCGCCGUUCAAUGCCGCAACUACACCGUCCGUAACAGAACCGUAACGGACUGCACCCCUCACUCUCUCUUAUACGACGUCGCUUCGGACACCUUCCUCCCCUUGGUCGUGAAAUCCGACACGUGGUGCUCGUCCGGCGCGGUGGACCCCAACGGCACGCUUGUCCAGACGGGUGGUUACGGCACUGGGAUUCAAGCGAUCAGGACUUUCACGCCGUGCGACGAUGACACGUGUCAGUGGGUCGAGCUGGGUGUGAAGCUGUUGGCGCAGAGGUGGUACGCGACUAACCAGAUUCUCCCCGACGGCCGCGUCAUCGUCGUCGGCGGAAGGCGGGCUUUCAACUACGAGUUUUACCCCAAGGCGGACGACAAGUCGUCCAAGCUUUACACCAUGAGGUUCUUGUGGGAGACGACGGACUUUUACGAGGAGAACAAUCUUUAUCCGUUCUUGCAUCUCUUGCCCGACGGCAACCUCUUCGUUUUCGCCAACAACCGGUCGAUUCUCUUCGACUACAACAACAACACCGUCGUCAAGGCUUUUCCGGUGAUGCGAGGAGGUGUCAAGCGGUCCUACCCGGCUACCGGGUCGUCGGUGAUGCUCCCGCUCAAGAUGAACGGGGUUCUUGACGGGUCGGGUCAACCCGAGGUGGAAAUCUUGAUUUGCGGCGGGUCCUACGGCGGCGCUUACUACAAAUCGAACCGGGAGAACGUCUACAUCGGCGCAUCCGCCAGCUGCUGCCGGAUCAAGCUCUCGGAUCCGAACCCGAACUGGGUCAUGGAGGAAAUGCCGCUGCCACGUGUCAUGGGCGACAUGCUGCUCUUGCCGAACGGUGACGUCCUCAUCCUGAACGGCGCGGCGAACGGAACGGCAGGGUGGGAGGACGCGAUCAACCCGGUUUUGCACCCGGUGCUGUACAAGACCUACGAGCCCGACCCGAGCCGCCGGUUUGUGAUACUGAACCCGACCACAAUCCCCCGAAUGUACCACUCCUCGUGUUUGCUGUUGCCAGAUGGCAGAAUACUAGUGGGCGGGAGUAACCCCCACCAAAUGUACAACUUCAGGCGAGCUUUCCCGACCGAGCUGAGCCUGGAGGCGUAUAUUCCGCCGUACCUGAGCCCCAGCUCGGCCCUUCUGCGCCCUACGAUCAUAUCCAUCGAAGCAGAAGGAGGGAACAUCGUAUCGUACGGUCAGGAAUUCUCCGUCAACUUCGGACUGUCAGUGUACCGGCCUGGGGUGGCGAUAACCGUUGCGCUCGUUUCGCCGUCGUUUACGACGCAUUCGCUGGCCAUGAACCAGAGGGUGGUGGUUUUGGAGGUAGCGAGUCAGAAGCGUUUGUCUGUUUUCGAUUACAAGAUUACGGCGCGGGGCCCGCCGUCGACCACCGUGGCGCCACCUGGGUAUUACAUGAUAUUCAUUGUCCACGCUGGAGUUCCAGGUCAGGCUCUGUGGGUCAAGGUGCAGUGAAUGCCAGAUGGCAUUGAGGGUUUUAGGGUUUUUGUUUAGGAACGAAAAUUCAAUUCAAUUUGUUUGUUGGAAUUGUAAGGAUUACAGAAAAGAAGAAUAAAUCUAUUAAUAGUGAAGUGU